CCCCUCUUUCGCUCUAGUCUCUCGCUCUUAGACUUCUCUUUCCUUUAUCCGCCAGCAUGUUGCCCUCCAAAGGGUUCGUGACGGCAGCUCUGCUGCUGUCCGGCGUCCAAGCCCGCUUCCCUCGCGCGUGGCUUGCGGCUCGAGACGUUGACACCACAACUCCCGAGCCAGCCACUACGACCACUCACUUCCCGCUUCCAUUCGAGACCACUACCCCUGCUGCGUCUACAGAUGUCUCUACCUUUGUGACGAGUGCUGAAAGCACCGACUCCACUAAUGCUCUCACUCCUGUGGUUGAUACGACAACUACGACUGAAGCCUCCAUCACCACCGACGCUUCCACUACUGCCAUCACUACUGAUGCUUCUACAAUCAGUGUCUCUGCUACGACUGAAGCUUCCACAACUGAAGUCCCUGCCACGGAAACGACCGCCACGGCUGCCCCUACCACGGCCGAAACUUCCCUUCUCACUGGAACAGGCGCCCUGAUCGGCGUUCCUACUGCUGCCACCAACGCUGCCAGCUCUUUCACCGAUCUUGCAGCUGCUGCAUCCUCCAUCGCCGCCAACCCUACGCCGUCCGCCGAAGAGGUCAAUGCAUUCCAACAGCGUGCCGAGGAGGAGUCUGAGGAGCUCCAGCGCAUCCAGGACCAGUUACAGCAGGUUGACCGUGAUAGCCUCAGCGACGACGACUCCCACAGAGUCGAGGCCGCCCUCAUCGGACUUGCGGCUUUGCUUGGCUGGUUCUCGACACAACUCGCCGCCCUUGCACCGGCGGUGACCACGACGACCCUGGCUCCCGCAGUUUUUGCAGACCUGGCUACCGCCUUUGGUACCGCUGCUGCUGGUGGCCUUUUGGCUGAUGCUCUGGACGGACUGGAGGACUUGGGCAACGAAGAUGAUGAUGGCGACGAUAAUGAUGAUCCUACCAACACCGAGCAGUCUUCAGCCGCAUCGUCUACAGCCUCCGAGACGACUUCUACGACUUCAUCCGCCGUUUUCUGCAGCGCAAUUCCUUACGAGCUGAACCUCCAGAUUUCCGAUGACGACGACAACUCGUCAGACAAUACGAGACGGCGGUCCGUUGACUCGUUCCGUGACUCGGCUGUUCAGCUACACGAGCGUGGCCACAUUGAAAAGAGGGCUCGGACUCCCUUCUUCGGGUUCUGCAAGAACGUCGCUCCCCCGAACUUUCCAUCCAACCCAUCUGCUCAACAGAUGAUCAAGGCAGAGGACAAACCCACCAAGCAGAACCAGGACUGGAUAGACAAGAUCCUCAGGUGGUACGACCGCAAAGAUUGCGAAGGCGGCGACUUGACGCCUGGCUGGACUAUUGUCGACAGCACCAUCGCAAAGGCCAAGGGCGCAGCCGCCGGCGGCAUGUCCGAAUACUGGACUGUCGAUCAUGUCUGGGAGCUCAAGUUCUUCACCGACUUCUUCGAGAUUGAUCUGGUCCCUAGUAAACGGAGCACAGGUGCCAAGCUUACCUGCGACGAGUUUGAUACCAUCUUCAUGACCCCGUAUGCCUGCGGCAAAGCCCCGAAAACGGUCAUGCAACAGCUGGUCGAGAAAGCCCCCAGUAGCGCCCCAAAAAGUACACAGCUUGAGUUCGUCAUCAUGCAGAAACAAAUCAAUCAGAUGAAGGGUGCCAUGUUUAAGAUUGGAGAGCUGAAGGAAGAUGGCUUUACUAGCGAAUUCUCGGGCUCAACUCUCAAGACAAUCCAGACCCUCGAGGCUAUCGGAAACGCCGUCGACAUUUUCAACUACGACCCCGUCAAGGCCCUUUUCGAGACGACGAAUCAGCGCAUGUACAAUUCCUUCCAAGGCAUCGACCAGUUUGUGACGGACAAGGCCAUUGACAUUUCCGGGGGCGGGUUCAGCUUCGCCGAGAUGUACCAAACCUUCAUGGACGACCGACUCAACAGUGACGCCGCGGCAGCGUGGGAAUUCGUGCAGACCUGGACGACCAAGGUUGAAACGGACAUUGCAGCAUUGGAUGAGGAGGACGAAAACAAGAAAACACUGACCGAACUCUUCGACGCCUUCAAGGCUAGCAAGUACGCCGACGCAGGUCAUUAUUCGUUCUCGGCCAACAGAGAUCUCGCUGGCGCUGGAGGGGAUGUGAUUGGCUUCAAGCGAGGCCUCGAAGGGAGAGAUGACGGUGACGGUGACUCGUGCCCUAUCUCGACUACAGAGACUAGCACGGCCGCUGUCACUACCACCGAGUCUAACGGCCAGUCGACGACUGCUGAAGAGUCUACUACGGAGCAGACCACCUCGGAGUCUACCGCCGUUACAACCACUGGAGAGGCCAGCUCGACCACCGCCACGACGGAGCAGACGACGGAGCAGACGACGACGGAGUCUACCGUUGUCACUACUACAGAGUCUAAUGCUACAACUGAAACGACCAGCGAUUCCAUAGCUUCCACUACCGAAGAGGCCACCUCCACCGAGUCCACUUUGGUCAUUUCCUCCACCGCCACGACCUUCUCCACGGCUGUCAUCUCAAGGAGCACCUCCGAGGAAUCCUCGACCAUCACCAGUUCUACCGAAAGCGAGUCUACGAGCACGCGAACCACGCCUAACAUUAGGACCGUCACCUCCGACGGCAUGGUCUGCACAUUGAUCGAGGGAUCGCUUCACCCUGUGUGCACCCCCAUUAAUGUGCCCACAGCUAAUCCUGACGGCACCAACAUCCAUGUCAACCACGGCUGUAUCCUCAUCAACAAUUCUCCCCGGUGUGCCUCUGAUGCCGGCUCCAUCUCUAGCGUCUACGAGAGCUCGUACAACGUCGCCUCCAACCCUGAUGAGCCUUACAGCACCGCUCUGAUCCUUUCCGGCUUCGACUCGAGCGUCGACAACCACCUCCACGCCUUGGCGACUUGCCAACUCCAGGCUCGCUGGCCCGCAAACUACGGCGACGUCUACUUCGGGGAGGACGGCUGUCUCUACGACUCCGAGAGCAACAAGAUCUUCGAUCAAUGCUGCAGCACCCCCGACGUCAACAACAACGGUCCUGCCACGAACCCCUACGCUCCCCCGGCACCUUCAGACUCUGAGCAGGAUCACGGUAACCACGAUGGCUCUGCCAUCUGCGCCUCCAUCUCCAAGGACACCUGCCUGUACGCCGCGGCACGCUACGUAGAUGACGUCGUGUACCACCAGUACACCUCGGCCGUCUGGCCCGACGACACAGGCAAGGACAUUGCCAGCUUACUCAUCCCUACCGAUAUCAUCGACUUCUUCGGAAUCAACUACGGCUGCACCGUCAUCUGGACCUGUGACAAUGAUGACGCCUUCUCCCAGGGCAUGACGGGCAAGCAGAUCAAGGACUCGAUGCUCAAUAUCUACAACCUCAACGGCGCAAAGGGUUGCGGCAGCACGUACCUCGACAACGCAUGCCACGUCACCGUUAACGGCUGCAAUAACUGUCGUGACGCAGGUCAUGCGCAGACCCUGUGGAGUCCGGUUGACGUGUACGAAAGGACGUAUGACGAUGCUAAUGAUGGCUUCCCCCCCAUGCGACGAUGAGGCUAGAUACCGAUAGGGUUAUUUAUAGUAUAG
Molecule: messenger RNA, 3566 nt
Organism: Ilyonectria robusta
Lineage: Eukaryota; Fungi; Ascomycota; Sordariomycetes; Hypocreales; Nectriaceae
Exons: 4
Coding region: 57-3533 (1158 amino acids)
Source: RefSeq, a predicted model, not a curated record